GGUUGGCCUCUGCAGACAGACAGGGCCCUGAGGUCCCAGGACCCAAGUGAGUGGAAGUCCAUCAGAAGCCCCUGUGCGUCCUGCCUGAGCCAUGGACACCCACAAGGAACCCCCCAUUGUGUCCCUGGUCCCCGCAUAUUCUAAGGACCCUCAGGCGAAGAUGUCCGCCCAAGAGAGUUGCCUCAGCCUCAUCAAGUACUUCCUCUUCGUUUUCAACCUCUUCUUCUUUGUACUAGGAGGCCUGAUUUUCUGCUUUGGCACCUGGAUCCUCAUUGACAAGACCAGCUUCGUGUCCUUUGUGGGCUUGUCCUUCGUGCCACUGCAGACCUGGUCCAAGGUCCUGUCGGUCUCGGGUGUCCUCACCAUGGCCCUGGCUCUCCUGGGCUGUGUGGGGGCUCUAAAGGAGCUGCGCUGUCUUCUGGGCCUGUAUUUCGGAAUGCUGCUGCUCCUGUUUGCCACACAGAUUACCUUGGGGAUCCUCAUUUCCACUCAGCGAGUCCGGCUGGAGCGAAGGGUGCAGGAAUUGGUGUUACGGACCAUCCAGAGCUACCGCACGAAUCCGGAUGAGACAGCUGCUGAGGAGAGCUGGGACUAUGCGCAGUUUCAGCUGCGCUGCUGCGGUUGGCAAUCUCCGCGGGACUGGAACAAGGCCCAGAUGCUGAAAGCAAACGGGUCCGAAGAGCUCUUUGUGCCCUGCUCCUGCUACAAUUCCACCGCGACCAAUGACUCCUCCGGCUUUGAUAAGCUCUUUCUCUCCCAGCUAAGCCGGCUGGGGCCGCGGGCGAAGCUGAGGCAGACUGCUGACAUAUGUGCACUCCCCGCAAAAGCCCAUAUAUACCGUGAGGGCUGCGCGCGGAGCCUCCAGAAGUGGCUGCACAACAAUAUCAUCUCCAUAGUGGGAAUUUGUCUGGGAGUCGGUCUUCUUGAGGUGAGCGGGAUGGCGCUGUGUCUGCAGCUACAGCGCCGAGCUAUGGGCGGAGAGCCUGCGCUGCCGCUGCCGGGAGCCGAGGGUUCGAACCCUACGCCAGGGCUGAACGCUGAAGGCAGCGGCGGGCGCUGGGGCGGGCUAAGCAGCUGCAGCGGACGCAGUAGCAUCCCGUGGGGCAGCUGGGGCAUGGCGGGUGCCUGCCCCACAUGGGGGGACAAGGCUCCACAAGGCAAGCUACCCAUGGCACUGGGCCCCUGGCCCUUGUGGGAUUCAGAGGAGGAACCACCUGAGACCGAAAGUGCGGGAACUGAGGAGGUCGAGGCACAUCCGGAGGCUGCCGAGCCUCCAGAAUAAAGGACCCUAGGCUUGCCUUGA
Molecule: messenger RNA, 1303 nt
Organism: Rattus norvegicus (Norway rat)
Lineage: Eukaryota; Metazoa; Chordata; Mammalia; Rodentia; Muridae
Gene: Cd37
Product: CD37 molecule
Cellular component (GO): membrane; plasma membrane
Source: RefSeq, a predicted model, not a curated record